Molecule: messenger RNA, 393 nt
Organism: Pochonia chlamydosporia 170
Lineage: Eukaryota; Fungi; Ascomycota; Sordariomycetes; Hypocreales; Clavicipitaceae
Exons: 2
Coding region: 1-393 (130 amino acids)
Source: RefSeq, a predicted model, not a curated record
AUGGCUAUGGAAGAGAACUCUCCUGGCCGUGUCUCCACUCAGCCACACCAUCAUCGUGAUAUGAAUUGUAAAACUCCAAAUCUGGCCAAAUGCAAUGGGUAUUCUGCUUCUUUCUCAUCUCCAGACUGCGCUGGCAGUAGUCACCCGCACCCGCUAUUGCUCGAUUUCAUAAAUGCAAGGAGCAUCCGGCCGCUAUUCUCCUUGCCAGUUUGCGUGUUUUUUUUUAGCUUUUCACUCUUCCUUGCCACUUGGCAUCCUCAACUGCUUCAAAUCCACGAGCGACAGUGCCGUGUAGGAACGGCUGACCUGAUCCACUGCCCCGAGACGACGGUGCACUGGCCGUCGAAGGUGGAUUGGGAUACACGGAGUCCCGAGUCCAAUAUUCCACACUGA